Messenger RNA from Lottia gigantea (owl limpet), 3618 nucleotides. RefSeq lists its product as hypothetical. The transcript is spliced from 5 exons. Lineage: Eukaryota; Metazoa; Mollusca; Gastropoda; Lottiidae. The record is from RefSeq and is a predicted model, not a curated record. The coding region runs from base 1 to 3618 and encodes 1205 amino acids.
AUGAGCGAAGUUGACUCAGAAUUCCAGGAACGACAACUGGAAUUCGAAAGUUACGCCAAGAGGAUUCAAAUAGACUUCAAUGGUGAAGAGUUUAUGGACGAAUUUGGUCGUAAACAGAAGUUUGAAGAUAUAUUAGCUGAAGAAAAGAGAUCCAUCAAAAAGUUGGAAGAAGAAGAAAUUGAGAAGGGAAUGAGUGAAAAGUCUGAAAAGUCUGUUGUUAAUGGUAACUUAGAGGAAUCCUACUCUUCAAAGCAUGAGUCAUAUUAUGAAGAAAGUUAUGAGAAAUCAUCCCAGUCAAUGAAAAUUGAAGAAUCUAAAUCAAGUUCAAAAGCAUUCACAGGUUAUUCUGAAUCCCAUGAAACCAAAAUGUCAGUGGAGACCUCUAUUUCUGAAGCAUCUGUUUCCCAAAAGGAUUCCUCCAAGAUCUCAUUUGAGUCUGAAAUUUCUUCCACAGAGUAUUUGGCUGAAGAAACAUCAAAACUGCAGCUUGAAACUUCAACUAAGAAAGGAUCCAAAUCAAAAGCAGAACUUGAAACUACUAAUUUUGAAGAAGGGGGCAUGUCAAAAUCCGGAAUGUCCUUAGAAGUUGAAUCUUCAACAUCAUCUUCCAAAUCUCAACAGGAACAAGAACUCAAAAUUUCAGCCUCUGUUGAAAUUGAGCAGACUUCAGUGUCAACUUCUAAAGCCACAUCUGAGGAACAACUGAUCGUUGAGUCUGAUGUGUCCAUAGAUAAUUCAACAUCUUCUAGAACAACAAUAGAAGAAAGGGAAGUGAAAUUAACAACAUCUGAUGCAGAGAUUGAUUCUUCAAGGUCCAGGGAAUCCACUUUGGAAAUUGAUGACUCAAGUGAGGUCUUUGCUACAGAAGGUGGUGGUGCGAUUUUGGUUGAUUCGAGCGUGGAGAUUGAAUACAGUAAAGUUAAAAGAAAGAAAAGAAUGAGCGUUGAAAUGGAAGUUGAGGAACGUUCGACAGUGGAAAUUGAUUUGGAAUCCAAAAUUCUGAAAUCCAAGAUGUUGGAAGAGAUCAAGACAAUGACAGCAGAAAUGCAGACCAUGUCCAAAGACAGUAUUCCAACUGACAUGGGAAGUGUUAGUUCUAUCAACAGCCUCUUUUCUGAAGAAGGGAGCAUUGAGGAAUCAUCCACAAGCACGAAUCCCUCCGAGAUGCUGGAAGCAAAGAUUCGAAGCAAAAUGCAAGCAAGAGUUUUGGAGACGGAAAGCAAUGCUGAUGCUGAAUCAGUAAGAGAUAUGGAUCUUUCCGAAGGUGCUGCAGAUGAGAAGAUGAUUGACGAUCAAAUUCGAGCAGCUGUACGAGCAGAACAUGAAACACUGGCACAAGAAUCAAACCUUCAAAGUGACAGGGUCAUGGACCUUCCAAUGGGUGAAAAGGAACAACUCUCAACAAGCCUUGGUCAAGAUAGUGGUGUAUUUGAUAUGUCCACAGCUGAGAACUCGUCAUUCAGGGUGGAAGAAUCGUCCACUAAAACAACUACAGAGUCAACUGCAACUUUAGGGGCUUCAAGGACUGAUGAAGCCAAAAUAAAAUCAGUAGAGGAUGACAGUAAAGCAAAAGCAACAUCUGAAGCAGUUUCUUCUCUCACUGAUGAACAAGCGGUUACUGAUGACACAACUGAAGAUCUAUCUAGUCCUGCUGCAGGUGAACUGAAAGAAAAUUCAUCUCAGAAUAAUCUUGAAAAGACCAAAGCUCAAAGAGAUCUUGCCUUAGCAGAGGAACAACAGAUGUUAGACAAAGAUGACACAUCAAUUGUUUCUGACUUGACUGAUUUAGAGUCUUUGAAAGCAGAUGAAAAAAUUACUGAGAAAACAGGAAAAGCUGAACAGAAAGCAAAGUCAAAGCAAGAAUUGGCAAAGGCAGAUGAAAUGAAUUUAGGCAGAGAGGAUGCAUCUGUGGCAUCUGAGUUGACUGAUGUAGAUUCUGUCAAGGCUGACGAACUCUCACUGGAUGGUAGGAGCGAGCUAGGAGAAGCCUCCAUUAAGGAUGAGGAGACCUGGCAUGCCGAUCAGCUAAGUGAUACAGAGUCCAUGAGAGACGAAACUUCUGAUUUCAAAGCUGAAGACAUUCCUGCUGUGGAAGCCGACAUUACUGAAGAACAACUUGGACAAAACGUGAAAGUAGACUCUGUAGAUUCAUUGGAUGGACCAUCAGAUUCUAGGGAUGUGACCCCAACUCCUGAGUCUUUCGGUGCUGAAGAUAACUUCAGGAUUCAAUCCCCAAUCAAUGAAGAAACUGUAUCAGAAAUAAGUGAAGGAUCGAUCCGAGAAGCAGACUUUGCUCUGGAUGAGACGUUACCGGAUGGAGGACAGUUUGUCACUAGUCCAAGUGAUCUGACAUCAUUGGUUAGAGAUUCCCAGAAACAGUCUAGAGUUAGUGCGCAAAUCUCUGAAGAUAUUGAUGACAUUAUUGAUGAUGCUUUGAAGGAUCUGGAAAUGGACUCUAAUACACAAGAAACCAAAAUCACGAAAGAACCUAGCCCUGAUCAAGCAGCUGUGAGAGUGGCAGAAGAGAUUCUAGAAGCUCCACAAGAGAAAACUCGUCAGAUGUACAAACCAGAAGAGCAGGAUCUGACUUUCAUUCCAGAUGAGAUACCAGAAAAGAAAACAAAAUCAAAAAAAUCCAAACGAUCUUCAGAAGAAGAGGAACUUACCAUGACUGCUUCAGUUGAGACCUCAGAAACUUCCACCAAGACUCAAGAAUCCACUGCAUCAAUCCAAGCCGAUGUGGAUGUAUCAGGAGUCAGCUAUGAUGAUGGUGGGCUGACCAUCUCAGCUUCAGUGGAAGUGGAGGAGACUCGCUAUCCACCAGAAGUUGUAAGAGUCAGUGAAGAUGUCAAUAUUCAAGCUGGGGAAACCAUUAAUCUAGCUUCUGAAGUAAAAGGAAAUCCUCAACCAGAAGUAAAAUGGUUCAAAGAAGGUGAAAAAAUAACCGAAAACCAAAGAAUCACCUUGGUGACGGAGGACAAUGUAUAUUCUUUAGAGAUUCGGGAAGCUGCGGGCAGUGAUGGAGGGAAGUACACUUUGACAGCCCACAAUUCAGAGGGAACCAUUUUCAGUGAUGUUCAAGUCAAUGUGACGAUUCCACCAGGCCAGGAAGAUAAGAUCAUUAUGGAGGGACAGAACAUCAGUGUAACAGCCAGCCUAUCUUUACCAGAGUUUACAAAAUCACCAGACGAUACAACUGUUUCUGAAUUUGAUCCUGUUUCUUUUGUCUGUCAAGUCUCAGGUAAUCCUGAGCCAAAAGUCAUAUGGAGAAAAGAAGGUCAAAAACUAAAAUCCGACCAACGUAUGAGGAUUUACGAAUCAGAUAGACAGCACUUCUUAGAGAUCCCACAAUCCUCUCUGCUUGAUGCUGGUGAAUAUGAAUGUGAGGCUACCAACAGUGAAGGUUCUACUUCCUGUCACAUUAUGUUAACAGUGGAAGCUGCAACCGAACAGGAGAGUGGAUUGUCAGCUGCUGAAGAGUCAGUCCAGCUGCCUGGAGCCUCGGAAUCAGAUGUUCGUACACGAUAUCUUAAAUUGUUUGGUGCUGCUGCAGCCUUUACCCUCGUAGCGUUUGGUUUACAUAAACUGACUGAAGGAAGACUUCCCACCAGUCGUUAG